CCUCCCCUGAGAAGCAAACGCCCCGCUCCCCGGCCCCACAACUGAUACCCAAUCAAAGAAUCUCUUUCUCUCUCUAACUAUAUGUGACUCUCUCUCUCUCCUCUCUCUAUCUCUAUCUCUAUCUGAUUAUCUCUCUUUCUCUCUCUGACUCAGGUGAGGUACUUGACACUCUCUCUAGACAGUAUAACUCUCCCUCCCACCAAACACUAUAACUCUCUAGCUUUUGUAUCUCCACCCAUUUGCAGAAGUGCCUCUCCCUCUCUGCCAUCACAAAUCAGAGACCUAAAAACGAAUAAAAAGAAGACGAAGACAACAGCAGGAUCAGAGCCAGAGAUUAAAGCUGGAAACCAACAAUGAGGAGCCCUCAAUCAUCUGUUCCUGCGGCAGCAGCGGCAGGAAGGACGAGUGGUAGAAGCAGCAGAGGGAGUGGGGGACCGACGCCGUGCUGCAGUAAGGUGGGUCUGAAGCUAGGGCCAUGGACCCCGGAGGAGGACGAGGUGCUGGCUGCUUACAUUGGUAGCGAGGGUGAGGGCCGCUGGCGGACUCUCCCAAAGCACGCCGGCCUCCUGCGAUGCGGAAAGAGCUGCCGACUGAGUUGGAUGAAUUAUCUUAGGCCUUGUGUAAAACGCGGCCGCAUUGGGGCCGACGAGGAAGACCUCAUCCUUCGACUCUAUCGCCUCCUUGGAAACCGGUGGUCCCUCAUCGCUGGUAGGAUCCCGGGACGCACUGAUAAUGAGAUCAAGAAUUACUGGAACACUCACCUCUCAAAGAAGCUCAUCUCUCAGGGCAUUGACCCAAGGACCCACAAACCGCUCUUGUCUUCUCCUCCUCCUGACCCUCUUCAGAUCCCUAAUAAUAAGGAUGUAAUCUCUCCCAUUAUUGAAAGCUCUCGAAUUCCACAAAACCCUAAUCCUUCCACCAGCUUUCCUCUUGAAAACCCUCUCCCUAACCCUAAUUCUGAGGGUUUGGAAGACGAGGAUGGGAGCGGAAAUGAUGUAGGGUUGCAGUACUCUUGUGAGGAAGAGUUUGGGCUCGAGACAACCCCCAUGAGGGCAAAGAAAGGGGUGAAAAUAGGAAACCCUAGGAUCAAUCUCGGGGGAGAGGAUGAAUAUUACUAAGACAUGUUCUCCUCGUUCCUCGAUUCUCUUAUUAAUGACGAUGACGACUUCUUUUUGCAAGAGCAGCACUAGCAUAUCGUUGCACCAGAGACGACGAGUGCAAGUGCACCCCAUUUCCCUUAUUGGGAUGGGGGUUUACUGCCAUCGUCGGCCAACAGUAACCAAGAGGGUCCUUCCAUGGACAAAUACUAAGCACUGUUUUCAUCUUCUCUUUGUAAGAAUCUUGCAUUACAGUGUUUGAUUUAUGUCUAUUAUAUCUCCAAAUAAGAAACAGUACUCAGUAGUGUCGAUAUUUAAAUAUCUUCCUACCCAAGCCCUCAAAUUUGUAUCCAGAGAGCCUCCGAGUAGAUUAGGAUUGUAUAUUAAGUGUGUUUUUUUUUGUUUGUUUGACAUGGUAUGCAUAAAAACUUUUAUAUUGUAUGAUUUGCAAGUGUUAAAAUAUGUUAUUUGAUGUAUUAUGAGACUACUUUUAUCUGAAUGUAAUGAGAAUGCUUUUGUAUUAUUGAGGUUUUUAAUGGUGCAUGUCUAAGAAUGCUUUUGUAUUGUUGAGGUUUUUAAUGGUGCAUGUCUAAGAUCUCCACAAAGAAUA
Messenger RNA from Amborella trichopoda, 1707 nucleotides. Lineage: Eukaryota; Viridiplantae; Streptophyta; Magnoliopsida; Amborellales; Amborellaceae. The record is from RefSeq and is a predicted model, not a curated record.